This is a messenger RNA of Cadophora gregata, 2994 nucleotides long. RefSeq names its product DNA methyltransferase Dim-2. The record is from RefSeq and is a predicted model, not a curated record. The transcript is spliced from 2 exons. Gene Ontology annotation, cellular component: nucleus. Lineage: Eukaryota; Fungi; Ascomycota; Leotiomycetes; Helotiales; Ploettnerulaceae. Gene Ontology annotation, molecular function: methyltransferase activity; chromatin binding. The coding region runs from base 1 to 2994 and encodes 997 amino acids.
AUGCCGCCAGCGAUCCUAACACACGAUCAGCAUGGCAUGCAGCUCAAAGAGACCAUCAGUGGCUUGCAAUACUGUGGACUUCAACUCGCUCCUCGGUAUACUUGCGGGGUCGAGGAUCGCGAUAUAAUAUUGGGCGAGGAUGAUUCUGGCUCAGGUGGAUACUCACGAAGGACGCUGCAUUCUCGGUCGACACAAGCUCCACUCGUGGCUCUUGAAGGUGGGCCAGCGGAAGCUCCGCACCAUAGCGAAUCAUUGCCUGUUUCAAAUAUGACUGCAUUGAAAUACCGUUGCAAUUCUAUGCCGGAACGACGAGGUGCAGCCCCGGCCGGUCCUGUGAAUGAUAAACAAGAUACGAGCGACUCAUCUGAGCUGUCUGAUAUCUCCGGACUGUCAGAAUAUGAAGAAGAGGAGGACAUACUCACGAUGCCAAAUGCGCGGAAGGAAGAAGUCGCUCGAGAUUGUGAACACAGAAUAAACGCUGACCGGGCCCCAUGCUUUCAAUCACCCAAAUCUGAACAUUCACCAUCGAUCAAGCCAAAGUGUAAACAGGACGGUUUCAUUCCUCCGGUAUCGCCCUCUACAGAGCAAUUUGCUGUCAAGCAUCUGCUUCAAUACCACACUCGCAUUCGAACGAAGAUUCGGAGCCGGCAAUCUCCUGCCUCCUUUAUUUCACCUAAUGACGAUGACUUCACCGAGUUUGAGCUUUCCGAAUUUUCGAUAUAUCUUCCCGAUAAUAAGUUUCAGCCGUUCUCAAUGAAAGGUUUGCAGCACUUAGGGACAAGAUCCAGCAAUAUCAUAUAUAUGUUUGAUGGAAUACUUAGUUUGGGCGCAGCACGCUAUUACGUUCAAGACAUUCCAUUCACUGUACGAUCUAUUGGGAAUUAUGGAGAGGACCUCCACGAAGUUGGAUCCCAAAUCUGGAUUGAGUCCGAAAUGAAUACCGGCACCAACAUUUUUUAUCGUUUGGGACAUCCUUCAGCUGAAUAUGCCCGGUUUCACGACGAGUUUCUCUGGCUAGCAGACUUUGCGAAACACUUCGUGGACUACCUUGAGGCCUCGGAGCGCCCAGUAUCAUUGCACAGAUUUCGAGCAGAUUUCUAUCAAUGGUUGAGGGAAACGCAUUCAAUGUCGUCAGCAUUCCAAGCUUGGUACAGGAAGUACAACAAAGAAGACUUCCGAUGUCAAGUUUCUGUUAACAUCGCCUUCCUUUUCUCCGAGAGUAUUGGGAUCAACCAAGAACUCAAAGCCCACCCUGUUUGGAGCGAGUGCAUGUCACGAGAAGCUGUUCCAUUACAAGAACUCGAAGAAGAGCAAACCAUUGUUACUGAAUAUGUUUACGAGUGCUUUAAGGAUAUACGAUUUGGGCAAUACUUGAAACUUCUGCCUUCAAGAUCAGGUCAAUCAACGCAUGGCUACUCACCUAUGCAAGUUAUUAAUUCGUCCUCAGCAGGGUCCGAACAGACGGCCUUGAAGAACGUGUGUCUAACGGGAGUGCCAAUCCGGAACCGGUCUGUGGCAGAGGGAUUUUCUGUGGAGAGAUCUAACAGUCUUCCAGUGGCGAGGAAGCAAUUAAUCCAGGAUAUUAAGGUAGGGGACGUUAUUUCUGUUGUCAAAGAUGGUAGUCAGUCUGUCUGGAAAGAUGAGGUCAGCCGAUGGAAAGUCGCGGAUGAUUGUUGGUAUGUCUAUAUCCAGAAGGUGUAUCACACGAGAGAUAGCGAAACGACUUACGAUGCUAUUUGGCUUUAUAGACCAUCUGAUACUUCUUGCGCCAAAAUGAAGUAUCCAUAUCCUAAAGAGCUAUUCAUGUCUGACAAUUGCACCUGUUUCAGAACAAGGAUUUCUGAAGCUGAAGUACUAAGGAUUGCUACCGUAAAGUGGCAUGGGGAGCCAUCAGAUUCGGAUUCAAGCCAUUUUAUCCGCCAAACAUAUCUUCAAAAUGAGAGGUUCGUUACGUUUAAAGAGGAGCACAGAACGUGUGAACAUCUCCGAGUUCAGUCGAACACGUCUACCAACGAUACACAGUCCAGGUAUCCGAUAGGAAGUACUGUUCUUGUUCCACCACGUUACAGAUCCAAACACGAACUGGAACCUUUUGAAAUCGACAACUACAUCACCGAGGGUUUGAAGCAAGUUGCGAUCCUCCGACGGCUGCUGAGGAGACAGGAAGUUGACAAAGCUGGUGAGAAGAAUGAGCUGGUCUACACAGACGAGUUCGAGAAAGUACCAGCACAUAAAAUACAACGGACAUGCCUUGUUCGCUUCUAUAGUCAGUCUGAUCUUAUCAAUCAGACGAUACCGGUACCCUACAACAGAAAGGGGACUGGAAAUGCCUUCUACAUUAUUACCCGCCUGGUCGAGAUCAAUGGCAAGAAGUCACUGAAGCCGAUAGAGCUCAUUCCAAAAGGCUUGAUCCAAGGUUUCGAUCCACUAGAUCCUCCAGCGAGAAAGGUACUCAACGGACUAGAUCUCUUUUGUGGGGGUGGCAACUUUGGACGCGGCCUAGAAGAGGGUGGUGCUGUACGCAAUAGAUGGGCCGUGGACAUCGACAAGAACGCGAUACAUACAUACAACGCCAAUGUUGAUGAGUCCAAUCCCACUAAACUAUUCUAUGGUUCUGUAAAUGACCUGCUUGCACAAGCAAUGAGAGGCAAUCCAAAGACCUCCGAACUUGUACCCCUUCCAGGCGAUGUUGACUUCAUCGCAGCAGGUAGUCCAUGUCAAGGAUUCAGCAGCUUGAAUAGUGAACCGAACAAUGAGAAAGGGUUGAAAAACCAAUCCUUGAUUGCCUCAGUGGCUGCGUAUAUUGAUUUUUAUCGUCCUAAAUACGGCAUUCUGGAGAACGUUCUCAGCAUGGCCAAGGUAGGCCGCGGCCGUGACGAAGACGUCAUGUCUCAACUGAUUUGUGCUAUUGUGGGAAUGGGAUACCAGGUCAAAUUGAGCGUUCUUGAUGCAUGGAGCUUUGGCAGUCCUCAGUCUCGUGGCCGUUGUUUUUGA